Thamnophis elegans (Western terrestrial garter snake) is the source of this 1269-nucleotide messenger RNA. RefSeq names its product pancreatic lipase-related protein 2-like. The transcript has 11 exons. Gene Ontology annotation, molecular function: triacylglycerol lipase activity; protein binding. The record is from RefSeq and is a predicted model, not a curated record. Lineage: Eukaryota; Metazoa; Chordata; Lepidosauria; Squamata; Natricidae. The coding region runs from base 1 to 1269 and encodes 422 amino acids. Gene Ontology annotation, biological process: lipid metabolic process.
AUGAAUAUUUCUUUCUCACUUUUCACAAAAGAAACUGGAAAUCUCUCACAAAAAAUAAUGUACAAUCAACUAUCAAGUGUCCAAAAUUCUAACUUCUCCCCAUUGAGGAAAACCCGAUUUGUUAUCCAUGGAUAUACAAGCACUGGAAAAUAUGGCUGGGUUGUGGAGAUGUGUUUGCUUCUGGUGGAUGUGGAAGACAUUAACUGUUUUGCCGUUGACUGGGAAGAUGGAGCUAAAUGCACCUAUUUCAUUGCUGGCAGCAAUAUCCGUGUUCUUGGAGCAGUCAUAGCUAAAUUUAUCAUUACUAUGAUGAAAAUCUAUCAGUAUUGUCCUUCCAACGUCCACCUCAUUGGCCAUAGCCUCGGUGCUCAUACUGCUGGAGAGGCAGGAAGACGACUUCAAUAUGUUGGCAAAAAAUCUCCUGCCAUUGAAAGAAUAAGUGGUUUAGAUCCAGCAGCGGUGGGUUUUGAAGGAUUCCCUGAGAUGGUCCGGCUAGAUCCUUCUGAUGCUGGAUUGGUGGAUGUCAUACAUAGCAACGGUGUCCGAUUUCCUUUAGGACUUGGGAUGUUUAAUGCAACUGGUGAUAUGGACUUUUAUCCCAAUGGUGGAAAGCGUAUGGUUGGAUGUAAUGAUGUAAAAGAGGAACAGGAACAGGAAGAUAUUCGUUCGGUUGGAAAUUGCCAUCACUCACGAAGCCAUGAGUACUACAAAUACAGCAUCGUCCACCCUAGUGGGUUCCUGGCCUAUCCCUGCAAAUCAUACAAAUCUUUUCAAGCGGGAAAUUGCUUUCCAUGUCCCACAGAAGGCUGCCCAGUAAUGGGUCACUAUGCUGAUCAAUUCCAUGAUAAACUGAAGAAAAGAAAUCAAACCUACUAUCUAAACACAGGAUCUAAGGAACCCUUCACCAGUUGGCGAUAUAAUAUAUCUGUCAAACUAAAUGGAAUGAAAAAUGUAAGAGGAGAAAUAAAUAUAGUUUUCCACAAUAAAAAUGGAGAUAUGAAGGAAUAUCCGAUUAUGAGGGGAAACCUUAACCAUGAACAAAUCUAUUCAAAGCUCACAGAUGUAGAAAUUAAUCCAGAAAAUGCUUCAAGAAUUGAGUUUGUUUGGCACAAGCAAUUCUUUACUUUCUUUUGGGCUCAACUAGGAGCAGAAAAAGUAAAUCUUACCCGUGGGCAGGAUGGGCGCAAGACUUCCCUUUGUGGCCAGGGAACAGUAAAAUAUGAAGUUCCUCAAAUGCUUACACCUUGUGGAAUACUAAAGGAGGCAUAA